Macrobrachium nipponense is the source of this 513-nucleotide messenger RNA. Its product is annotated as lactosylceramide 4-alpha-galactosyltransferase-like. The coding region runs from base 1 to 513 and encodes 170 amino acids. The record is from RefSeq and is a predicted model, not a curated record. Gene Ontology annotation, biological process: glycosphingolipid biosynthetic process. The transcript is spliced from 4 exons. Gene Ontology annotation, molecular function: hexosyltransferase activity. NCBI's taxonomy places the organism in Eukaryota, Metazoa, Arthropoda, Malacostraca, Decapoda, Palaemonidae.
AUGGUUCCUGUUCCUGAACACUUCUUCUUCGGCAUCUUCUUCGUCAGAUUCUUCAGGAUGAUGGUCAAGUCUCCCAUCCAAGGGGCCACUGGGGCAGCUGCCGUAGUGGCACACCCAGAGGUGGCAGAUACAGGUGCGGCAGAUACUGUUGCAGUGGCAAUGACAUCAACAAUCCUCACCAAUCUGCACAACGUCUUUUUCUCCUUGCUUGACCUCGAUGAACUGUUUUUGGACUCUCCCCUUCAGCAAUGGUACCAGGGGAAACGCUGGCUAAUUAAUGAAGAACACCAAAGUGCCUUUAUAUCUGACGCCUCCAGAGCCGAGAUCCUGAGAAAAUAUGGUGGCACUUACAUGGACAUGGAUGCCUUGACUCUUCGACCGCUUCCAAACAGGACCAAUUAUUUGGGACGACUCGACAAUCAAAUAAUCACUGGAGCCAUCAUGAGCCUUGUCAAAGGGCAUCCUCUAAGCCAAUGUGUAGGACAGGAUGAUGAGAAAGCGAAGGUUGCUUGA